UGUGGUUGGAGGUAUCGGGGUUGCUAGCUUGGUGGAGGGGCGCCGGGUGCGACCCCGACCCCACCUCAGGCACUAGGAAGGUCAUCAAAAUUCUUGAUAUCGAAAAAAGAAAAAAAUUGAAAACAUGUCUAAGAUUGAAAAGAUGAGCAUUAUGGGUGUGAGGAGUUUUGGAAUAGAGGACAAGGAUAAGCAAAUUAUCACUUUCUUCAGUCCUUUAACAAUUUUGGUUGGACCUAAUGGUGCAGGCAAGACGACCAUCAUUGAAUGUCUGAAGUAUGUUUCUACUGGAGAUUUUCCUCCUGGUACCAAAGGACAUACAUUUGUUUAUGAUCCAAAGAUUGCUCAAGAGACAGAUGUUAAAGCUCAGAUUCGUCUACAGUUUCGUGAUGUCAAUGGGGAACUUGUAGCUGUACAGAGGUCAAUGGUGUGUACUCAGAAGAGCAAAAAGACAGAAUUUAAAACCCUGGAAGGAGUCAUUACUAGAACAAAGCAUGGUGAAAAGGUCAGCCUCAGCUCUAAGUGUGCAGAGAUCGACCGAGAGAUGAUCAGUUCCCUAGGUGUUUCCAAAUCUGUGCUCAAUAAUGUCAUUUUUUGCCAUCAAGAAGAUUCCAAUUGGCCUUUAAGUGAAGGGAAAGCCCUGAAACAAAAAUUUGAUGAAAUCUUUUCAGCAACAAGGUAUAUUAAAGCCUUGGAGACACUUCGUUCAGUGCGUCACAACCAGAGCCUUCGGGUAAAGGAAUGUCAAACUGAACUAAAGUACCUGAAACAGAAUAAGGAGAAAGCUUGUGAGAUUCGAGACCAGAUUGUCAGCAAGGAAGCUCAAUUGGCAUCUUCUAAGGAGUUUGUCAAGUCCUAUGAUAAUGAGCUUGGACCGUUGAAGACUCAUCUAAAAGAAAUUGAACAGAAUCUUUCUAAAAUAGUGAGGCUUGACAAUGACAUUAAAGCUCUGGAGAGUAGAAAGAAGCAAAUGGAAAAGGACAACAAUGAACUAGAGCAGAAAAUGGAGAAGGUAUUUCAAGGGACUGAUGAACAGCUAAAUGAUUUGUACCAUAAUCACCAGAGAACAGUGAGAGAAAAGGAAAGGAGACUGAUUGACUGUCAGCGAGAGCUAGACAGAACAAAUAAAGAGUCUAAGCUGCUGAAUCAUGAAAAAUCAGAACUCCUUGUGGAACAAGGUCGUCUACAACUACAAGCAGAUCGCCAUCAGCAGAACAUCCGAGCUAGAGAUUCAUUAAUACAGUCUUUGGCAACACAUUUAGAAUUAGAUGGUUAUGAGCGAGCACCAUUUAAUGAACGACAAAUUAAAAAUUUUCAGAAGCUUGUGAAGGACAUAGAAGAAAGGGAAACAGAAACUAAUAGGCGAAUGAUGAAUGACUUUGCAGGAAAAGAAAGUAUGAAACAAAAACAGAUAGAUGAAAUAAGGGAUAAGAAAACUGGCCUGGAAAGAAUAAUUGAACUGAAAUUAGAAAUUCAAAAUAAGAAACAGACUGAACUGAAAAAUGUAAAAUAUGAACUGCAAGAGCUAGAGGGAUCUUCAGACAGAAUUCUUGAACUGGACCAGGAACUCGGAAAAACCGAACUUGAACUUGGUAAGGCAGAGGAAAACAGUAACAUAGCAGCACUGAAAGAAGAAGUACCAGCACUACUAAGGGAGAAAGGAGACCUGGACAGAAGCCUUCGUAAAUUAGACCAGGAGAUGGAACAAUUAAACCUACACACCAUGACGCGAACCCAGAUGGAAAUGUUGACCAGAGACAAAGCUGACAAAGAUGAACAAAUAAGAAAAAUAAAAUCCAGACACAGUGAUGAAUUAACUUCAUUGUUAGGCUAUUUUCCCAACAAAAAGCAACUUGAAGACUGGCUUCAUAGUAAAUCUAAAGAAAUUAAUCAGACAAGGGACAGACUUGCCAAAUUUAAUAAAGAACUAGCUUCGGCAGAACAAAAUAAAAAUCACAUCAAUAAUGAACUCAAGCAAAAGGAAGAACAGUUGUCCAAAUAUGAAGACAAACUAUUUGAUGUUUGUGGGAGUCAAGAUUUUGAAAGUGAUUUAGACAAACUAAUGGAUGAAAUUGAAAAGUCUUCUAAACAACGAGCAAUGCUUGCUGGAGCCACAGCAGUUUACUCCCAGUUUAUUACUCAGCUAACUGAUGAAAACCAGUCAUGUUGCCCUGUGUGUCAAAGAGUCUUUCAGACAGAGGCUGAACUACAAGAUGUGAUAAGUGAUUUGCAAUCCAAGCUACGCUUGGCUCCAGACAAACUCAAGUCAACAGAAUCUGAGCUGAAGAGAAGAGAAAAAAGGCGUGAUGAAAUGAUGGGUCUUAAACCAAUAAGGCAAAACAUAAUUGAUUUGAAGGAAAGAGAAAUACCAGAAUUGAGGAAUAAACUACAGAAUGUGAACAGGGACAUACAGCAUCUAAAGGGUGAAAUAGAAGAACAAGAGACUCUCUUAGGUACUUUAAUACCUGAAGAGGAAAGUGCUAAAGCAUGUUUAACAGAUGUUACUAUCAUGGAAAGGUUACAGAUGGAGCUUAGAGAUGUUGAACGAAAAAUUGCACAGCAAGCUGCUAAGCUACAAGGCGUAGAUUUGGAUCGAACUGUUCAACAAGUAAACCAAGAAAAGCAAGAAAAACAGCAUAGAUUGGAUACAGUCUCCAGCAAAAUUGAGUUGAAUCGUAAGCUUGUACAGGACCAGCAAGAGCAAAUCCAACACCUAAAAAGUACGGUCAAUGAACUUAAAUCAGAAAAACUUCAGAUAUCUAGUAAUCUGCAACGUCGACAGCAACUGGAGGAGCAGACAGUCGAAUUGUCCACAGAAGUUCAGUCCUUACAUCGAGAAAUAAAAGAUUCAAAAGAGCAGCUGUGUCCUUUGGAAGCCACGCUGGGAAAAUUGCAGCAAGAAAAAGAAGAAUUAAUUAACAAAAAGAAUACAAAUAACAGUGCAGUACAGGAAAAAUUAAAUGAUAUCAAAGAGAAGGUUAAAAACAUCUCUAGUUAUAUGAAAGACAUUGAGAACUAUAUUCAAGAUGGAAAGGACAGCUACAAAAUGCAAAAAGAAGCUGAACUCAAUAAAGUAAUAAGUCAGCUAAAUGAAUGUGAAAAACAAAAAGACAAGAUAAGUAAGGAAAUGGGAACAGUGAGACAAGACAUAGAUAUGCAAAAGGUGCAGGAAAGGUGGCUACAAGAUAACCUUACUCUGAGGAAGAGAAAUGAGGAACUGAAAGAGGUUGAAGAAGAAAGAAAGCAACACUUAAAGGAGAUGGGACAAAUGCAGGUUUUACAGCUGAAAAAUGAAUAUCAGACAUUAGAAGAAAAAAUAGAAACACUGAAAAGAAAUCACAGUUUAGCAUUAGGACGACAAAAAGGCUACGAGGAAGAAAUUCUUCAUUUUAAGAGAGAACUGCGGGAACCUCAGUUUUCUGAUGCUGAGGAAAAGUACAGAGAAAUGAUGAUUGUGAUGAGAACAACAGAACUUGUGAACAAGGACCUCGACAUUUAUUACAAGGCAUUGGACCAUGCAAUAAUGAAGUUUCAUAGCAUGAAAAUGGAAGAGAUCAAUAAAAUUAUUCGUGAUCUCUGGCGAAGUACCUACCGAGGCCAAGAUAUUGAAUAUGUUGAAAUUCGGUCUGAUACAGAUGAAAACGUAUCAGCUUCUGACAAAAGGAGGAAUUACAACUAUAGAGUAGUAAUGAUAAAAGGAGAUACAGCCUUGGAUAUGCGAGGACGGUGCAGUGCUGGGCAAAAGGUGCUUGCUUCUCUUAUCAUUCGCUUGGCCCUCGCAGAAACCUUCUGUUUGAACUGUGGCAUUCUUGCUUUGGAUGAGCCUACAACAAACCUCGAUAGAGAGAAUAUUGAAUCUCUUGCACAUGCCCUGGUGGAAAUAAUAAAGAGUCGUUCCCAGCAGCGCAACUUCCAGCUUGUUGUGAUCACCCACGAUGAAGACUUUGUGGAGCUUUUGGGUCGUUCUGAGUAUGUGGAGAAAUUCUACAGGAUUAGAAAGAACAUUGACCAAUGCUCGGAGAUAAUCAAAUGUAGUGUCAGCUCCCUGGGCUCUUAUGUUCAUUAAAGUCUUUCUAAGUAGCUCUCCCUUUGAGAGUGUCUGUAUUUUGAUGAGCAGGAAUGACAAGAACCUGCUAGUUGCCUCAAGCAGCCUGGGCCUGAGCUUCUGAACAUUUCUGUGUAGUUUGAGUGUAAUAAAAAUGACAAGUUUAAUUUUAAA
This is a messenger RNA of Phascolarctos cinereus (koala), 4216 nucleotides long. It is a transcript of the gene RAD50, whose product is annotated as RAD50 double strand break repair protein. The record is from RefSeq and is a predicted model, not a curated record. Lineage: Eukaryota; Metazoa; Chordata; Mammalia; Diprotodontia; Phascolarctidae. Gene Ontology annotation, biological process: telomere maintenance via telomerase; chromosome organization involved in meiotic cell cycle; telomere maintenance via recombination. Gene Ontology annotation, cellular component: condensed nuclear chromosome; Mre11 complex; nucleus. Gene Ontology annotation, molecular function: single-stranded telomeric DNA binding; ATP hydrolysis activity; G-quadruplex DNA binding.